Molecule: messenger RNA, 342 nt
Organism: Coffea eugenioides
Lineage: Eukaryota; Viridiplantae; Streptophyta; Magnoliopsida; Gentianales; Rubiaceae
Product: putative disease resistance protein At1g50180
Exons: 1
Coding region: 1-342 (113 amino acids)
Molecular function (GO): ADP binding
Source: RefSeq, a predicted model, not a curated record
AUGGUAGGGAAGGACUUCCGCACCAGAAAAAUUUUGGAAGAUUUGCUGCUGCAACAUGUCUGCCGAGCCAAGGAUGAUAUGGCCCCAUUUUCAGAUUUGGACUUGGCUCAGAAGCUUUACCGGUUCCUGCAGUCCAAGAGAUUCUUGAUUGUUUUGGAUGAUGUCUGCUCUGUCGAUGCUUGGGAGUGCCUCCGCAUUGCACUUUUGUCUCAAGAACCAACCGCCAGCAGAGUGCUGCUCACCACUCGGGAUGUCGGAGUUGCAGACAAGAUUGCUUCUUUAUCAGCCGACGACAAAGGAUUCAUUCACCGGAUGAGAUUUCUUAACCCAGACGAAGGCUAG